This is a messenger RNA of Trypanosoma cruzi, 633 nucleotides long. Its product is annotated as GCN5-like protein, putative. Gene Ontology annotation, cellular component: BLOC-1 complex. Bases 1 to 633 code for a protein of 210 amino acids. Lineage: Eukaryota; Euglenozoa; Kinetoplastea; Trypanosomatida; Trypanosomatidae. The transcript has a single exon. The record is from RefSeq and is a predicted model, not a curated record. Gene Ontology annotation, biological process: endosomal transport.
AUGUCUACGGAUGGUGACACGAUAAGUAAGGCAGCAGAAGCAACCGGAGAGAAGGACGUGGGCAGUUCUCAAGAAGUAACAUGCGCGCAGUGCCCCACUGGGGCCGGACACGAGGGCCAAGAGACCGCGUUGUUGGUCCGCGAUGGGAAACAGAGCAGCGGGAACGACGAGGCGCAUGUCGUUCGAGGGGCUCCACCGUUGUUGUCUCCAUCGCCAACGACGACGGCGACGACGACGACGACGACUACAACGUCAGUGCUGGAAGGUUUGAUCCGAGCACACAGGGAGCGUCAGGCGGAACUGCGGGCCGUUGGAUCGCGGGCGUGGGAGGAGGUGCGGCAACACGCACAGGCGGCCUGUGAUGCUGUUACCGAUAGCGCUAACGCGGAGGUGUUUGCUGCGUUUGCACGUGAAAGGAAGAUUGAGAUGGAGCUCAAGGCGAUUGCCGCACGGUCCUCUCAGCUUCAGCGGCAGAUGACGGCGUGGGCCACACUUUUUGGGAAGUUCAACACGGAGCUGAAGGAAAUGGGGGAUUUGUCAAAUUGGGCCCGACGCAUCGAGGAGGACUUGUCGGAAACGGUGCAUCUCCUGGAAGAGCUGUCAGAGCGAAAGCGGCGGGCGCAGGGAAUGUAG